AAGCGGGGGGCUAGAGAGGCCGCGGCGAGCGGCCGCUCCGGCUCCGCCUUCGUUCUCUAUGGUCGGGAGCCCGAGCCCCGCCUUCUCCCGGAACGAGCGCUCUUUCUUGACGCACGCGCAGGCCCAGGAGUGAGUUCCGUUUCCUGCCUGGUGUGUUGGGUGUUUGACGUUCAGCAGUCGCGGUUGGUGGGCUGCAACUGAGCCAAGAUGUUGCGGAAUUUGCUUGCUCUUCGUCAGAUCGCCCGGAGGACCAUCAGCACCACUUCACGAAGGCAUUUUGAAAACAAAGUUCCAGAGAAACAAAAGCUGUUUCAGGAACAGCUUAUGCCAUCUAUGAGUUAGCUAUGGCUGCAUUUCCCAAGAAGCAGAACUGACUUCAUCCCAGUCUUCAUAUGGUUCAGUUCUAUCCAGUGCUUGAUGGACCAGGCAUCUGAAGAGUAACUGAGCUCUUGGGGAUCAAUAUUUAUUGAUGUGUACCAACUGCCACCAAUAAACAGUCUUUACCAUUCUUUGUCUCCCUUUUCACUUGAGAAUAAACUACUGGUGAUACAGUUGUGGGUCAGCAGUGGGCAAAUCUUAGAUAAUAAAAAAUUUUAAAGUCCUUUCUAAAUUUAUCUAAAGCACUGUCAUUGUGAUAUGAUUUUAGCACAUUUUACUUGUAGCAGCUAAGAAUUAUUCAGUAGAUGGUCUUCAGUGCCAUUCAGCCUUGAAAGGAUAUUGCUUUGCUGUUUAUCCCCUUCCAUAAGGUCGAGGGGUGAAGUUCUGGGCACUGCUCAGUGGAAGUAGGUCCUGUUUGUUCUUAAUCGUCUUUUUAUGCUGAAAUGUUGGAUGUGUUCUGACUUAGAAUUGGAGUUUACUAGGCUACAAGACAGCUGAGUACUUUUUCAACAUUCAGAAUGUUGCUUUUUUUUUAAUUAUUUUAUUCUAAUCCUUAGCAUAAAGCUUAAAAACCUUAGUAAGAGUUAUGGGAGACUAUAAAGAGUCUCACUUUUGUUUUCCCUUCGACAAGGUAUAUACCUUGGUAAUCUCUAGAACUGGAGACUGUCAGAAUUAAGAGAAAUUUAUGAGUAAGGGUUUUAAAAUUAUUUUUAAAUUUUUUAUUUUUUUACUCGUUUUGUAGACCAGGCUGGCCUCGAACUCAUAGCGAUCUACUUUCCUCUGUCGCCCGAGUGCUGGGAUUAAAGGCGUGUGCCACCACACCUGGUGAGUGAGUGAGGGUUUUAUAAGCUUCGAUUUCUAUGCAGUAAUAAAAUAUAUUUGGAAAACUUGAUCCAUCUGAAAUAACCAAAUUAGUCUUUGCUAUAAAAACAUGAAGAUUUGUGGUAUAAAUUUUUCUCAAAGGGUUAUCAUCUACAGAUACUUUAUUCUUAGACUCUGAAGUUUAAAGGGUCAUUAGACUGUGGUGUGUAUCUUUCUGGCUUUAGAAGGAAGCAAGCAUUAGAGGUCUCUGAAAGCUGAGAAAGUUCCACAGGAUUUGGAACCUUGGCAAAGCAAGUGUCCAAUGGUGAAAGUAACCACUAAAAAUACUCUGAAAAGAAUAGUGGCAUUUAAUGAAGGGGGGAUAGAUAGUUUUAUAAGUGAUUUAAAGUGCUUUUAUGACAUGAUGUGAAAUUCACGAAAGAAGGAAAACUAGCUUGGAGUCUUUUAUAAACAUCAUCUUGAUACCCCAUAGAUUUCCUGUCAUAGGCCUAAUCUAGUAAUAGUUAUUCAAGAAAAGGUUUUCUGAGACACUUUCAUUGUAUCACCCAGGCUUCCUUGGAACUGAGGAUUUUUCUGCCUCAACCUCUCAAGUUACUGGAAUCUCAGGUUUAAAACACUUAGCCCAACUCUAUCUAAAAUUUCCAAAGAUGUUUCUGCCAAAAUAUUCUGUGUGGGGCCUGAUAACAUGGCCAGAUUUAAUGUACUUAAACUAUUCAAGGUAAAGCUACUGCUAAACUGGGUUUGCAGAUGUAAUUAGGUAUCCUGCAAUUUUGCAGAGCUGAAAUAAAUGGCAGUAUAAGAUAAUAAUGGCAGUUUUUCUUCACUGAAAAAGUAUACUGCAUCUUCUUAGGUUUUUGAUUAAAUAUAUUGACUGUGCUACAUUGAUAGUGCCAUAAUGUUUACAGCAAUAUUUGCACAUAGGAAAGCCCUACAGUUUUCCUCCCCUGUGCAAGUGAGGCUUCCAGGAAGAUUAUUCAAUUGCACUUUGAUCUCCAGUUUAACAUCUACCUAAUCAUUCGGCCUUUUGUUUCUUCUACCUUCUGUUUGAAAUCUAAUGUCAGGGCUUUUACCACCAAGAGUUCCUGGUUAUUUUCUCACAGGUAUGUGAAAGCUUUCCAUGUGCCAGAACCUUAGCUAUCAGCCCUGGUUCAGCAUGCCUCUAAUGUUCCUGAUUAUCACGUACAUCAAGUUUUCACUCAGAAUUAUAAUUAAGAACAGGACCUGCUAUAGUCUUCCAGCAGUGGAUUGUUAUAGCCAGCUAAGGCUACUAAAAUGGCCUGUGCUAUCUGUAAGUGGGAUGUGGAAAGCACAAGGAAGAUUUUGCUAUAUAUCAAAUAUACAGUCAAUUUCAUGCCUCCUGCAAUUUGCUCUGAGAACAAGAUCCUUUAGUUUUUCCUCAUGUCCAUUGUUCAUGUCAACUAGGUCAGGAGUGCUGCUAGCACAAGGUAGCAUAGUUUCAUAUUACUAUGUGCUUUUUAUCUUUCAGCUCUGCUCUCCUUGUCAGAUGGCUACUUCAGCCCAGAUUCUUUGAAAUGUGCAUGAAGGAAGACGAAAGACUAUAUACUAGAGACUCUUCCUCCCAGUUAGCUGCAAAACUGGAGCUUUCAUUGCUUUUGUAGUAACUCACACAAACUGAAAUGAUGGUGUUAGGCCUAUUGCCCAGAGCAAAGUUGAGGUUUGGCUUACUAAGAGCAGAAGACUUAAAUUGGGCACUUGCAGUCUUGCAGAAUCAGUUUCCUUUGUUUUGACACAGCUUCUUAGAGGAUACAGAAUACAAAUGAAUCUAGCAAAAUGAGUUAGAAGACUUAGACUGCUAUGUGUAGGUUGAGUAUUCAUGAAUCUUUCCUGCUCUCUGAGUGAGAGCUAUAAGCAAAGGUGGUAGUUUUGCAGGCAUGCAGCUAAGUCAUCCCUGUUUCUGGGCUGUGAUAUACAUCCAUGUGAAGAGUACUAUCUGUGAACCUCUAUCCAGAGCUUGUGUGUAUAUGUGAAAACUGAUCAUGCAAGGACAAUCACUUUCCUGGCUUUUAGAAAGCUUACAGUUCAUCAAGUGGUGUCAGGGAAGGCCUUAGAAAAGAAAAGUGUAUAGAAUUGUUAGAAGUUCUAUGAGGGGAAAAGCUCAUAGGGGAGAGAACUGAUGUGGGAUUAAUUAAGGAUUGUAGAAACAGUCAAUCAGGAGAAAGGCAUUUUAGGAAAAAGGAACCACCCAGAGCAAAUGCCCUAAGGUUUCUGACCCCAUUCUAAGACAAGGGAGCUGAAUAGUUUCUGCUGUUGGUGACCGAAAGAAGUAAGAUGCCUAUCAAGGAGAGCAGUGCAGUCUAUUACAGGGCUCUGCUUUAGGUAAGAUGAGCCUCUAUGGCUGUUGAAAUAGACCAGAAGGCUCAAUGAUAGAACAGCUCGUUAAGGUGCUUACUGCAGCAAACUGCAAAAGCAGACAGUUGGAUGGAAGCAGGCAGGUGCUUCCCAUGGAGUAAAAAAUAGCCAGAUAGGAACAGAGGAAGCAGGUCUUCAUCAACAACCUGGAACUUAACCUUUUCCAUUCGUCAUCCCUGCCUCCCCAUUACUGAACAUCUACCUUGGGAAAGGUACUCUUCUAGGCUCAGAAAUGGAUGACUAAGCUUUAUGGACUUUAUUGUGGAGCUAGACAAGCCAAUUCAUAAACAGUCAUUUCCUCAUGUGUGAACUGGAGGUCCAUAGGGUGACCUUUUAGAAGUAAUGAGGUAGAACGUAGAAAAGGCCUCUCAAGCAGUGACAUUCAAAUGGAAAUGACAGUGGAAAGGAUAGCUAAAAGAAAAGCAUCCAUGGAAAUGGAGAUUGCUUUUCAUGGCUGCAUUGCAGAGACAGGUGGUGUUGGAACACAGGAGAUGGAGAAAGCAGAAAUUAUCUUUAACCCAGUGACGUAUCAGGAAAUGGCCGUGCCCUGCAUGCUGUUGUACAAGGAUCUUUUCUGGUUUUCUAAUAUUAGUGUUGGUGCAACUGAACAAACGAUGGUGGCUACUCUAACCCGUACAAGCUGUUACUACGAUUAGCAAGAGAUGGAAGCUGAGAGAGGGACCAAGCACUACAAGUAUGUUAGAACUAGACUCAUGCUUAGAUCUGUUCACUAUGUGUAACGUUCUGUUACCAUGUGCCCAGCUGAGGAGUCAAAGAAUAACAGGGCUUAGGAGAACUUUGCCACUUAGUUUCUCCCGAGAGUCUUUGAGUGUGGCUAUAUCACUGGGUACAUUUGACGUUUACAAUUUAAUAUUGUCUCAGACUUCUGUAGCUCUGAAUGGCCAUGAAUCUGCUUUGAUGGCCAGGUUUAAAGCAACUCCUUAUUAAAAAAGAUUUCAUUUUUAAGUCCGUGUGUGUGUGUGUUCUCCAGUGCACGCGUAAGUGCAGAUGCCUGCUAAGGUCAGAGGCAUGGACCUCCCUGUAGCUGAUGUUAUCAGGUGAUUGAACUAUGCAUUAUGAGUUCUGGGAAUCAAGCAGAUCCUCCUCAAGAGUGGUAUGUGCUCUUAACUACUCAGAAAUCUUUCCAGUCCUUCAAUUCCUUAUCUAAAAAAAAAAAAAAAAGAAAAAAGAAAAAGAAAACAUUUCUACAAAAUCUUAAAGAAUUCAGUUAGUGAAGAAAACCAGUCAAAACCCAAGAUAUUUUCUAAUUCCUGGUAGAUUAGAAAUCCUAAAUAUUUACGAUUAGAUUGUUUGGAAGGUAGAAAACUGCCUACUAAAAUGGUAAUUUAAAGCCGUAUUUAAAGUUAUUCUUAGGUUUGUGUCUGUGUGAAUGUCUGUGUGGUAUGUGCACUUGGGCAGCUGCUCUUUGAGGCCACAGACAACGAGCCCUUGGAGCUCCAGUUAUAGACAGCAGAACUGCCAUGAGUGCUGGGAGUUGACCUCUGAGCAUCUCUUUGUGGCCAUUUCAAAGCAUAGGUGAAACCUGCUAUAGGAAGGGGACUCAGACUUGCACACUUGUAUAUGCAUGUAAAACUGAGUUUGCGUAUUGACUCCUAAUUACAAGUAUACCAUUAAUACAAUGCAGUACAAGAAGUGACUGGACCUACGAGCUGGGGAGCAAACCUUUUACGAACAAGCCUUAUUGGGGGAAUAUCAGUAGGGGACUGUUCUUUGGUCUAUAGGAUGUGUCAGGUCUUGAUCAACUUCUUGUAGGAGGUACAAUUUCCCUUUGGUGAGUUGUUGAAAAUAUUCUGAUGAUUAAAGGCUGGUGGCCUUCUUUUACCCAUGGUCUGUCUGCUUCCAGAGAAGCUUCAUUAACAUAAUUAAGACCAUCUAUGGCCAGAGCAGUACUGCAUACCUUUAAUCCUAGCACUUGGGAGGCAGCUCUCUGUGUUCCAGGCAAGCCUGAUCUAUGUAGUUCCAUGACAGAGCUAAAAAGUGAGACCUUGUCCCAGAAAACAACGAACAAGCAAAAAGCCAGUCUGAUAACUAACAUGCUCUUCCUAUAACAUCUUUUCCCAACAGUAUCUGUUUGGGAGAGUCAGGUUGUGGUGGGUCAUCUGGACUGUUCUAUAGUAGAGAGACCUCUUUUAUAGUUGCUGGUUACAUCUGUGUGGCCAUCAAAAUGUGUUUUCAGGGUUAGCUUUUAUGUUACUUAGGGCAUGCUAAGAAGAAAUAGAAAAUCCCUGUCAGAUAUUAGUGUAUUUUUAUUGCCUCUGUCUGUAUUUGUUAAGUCUGGACAGAAACUAACAAAAUUCUUAUAAGAUUGAAAGAAAGGGAAGUAAAGGCUCACAUCACAAGAAGUAAUUAUGAAUAUUUGUUUCUCAAUUCUUAAAAGAUUCCUUUGUUUCUUUCUCAAAACUUGAGCUGUGUUGACUAAUAGUCAAUUUGUGAUAAUUCAUUCCCAAAUCAAGCCUUUUAAAUUGUAGAAGUUGUUGUUGUUACAUAUGAUUAAAAAAAGAGGAAAAUAAUUGGACUUCUCCAGAACUUCCUGGACAGAACACCAACAGCAUAGGCUCUAAGAUCAACAAUCAAUUAAUAAACUGAAAAGUUUCUGUAAAGCAAAGGACACUGUCACCAGAACAAAACAACAGCCUACAGACUGGGAAAGAAUUUUCACCAACCCUAUAUCUGACAGAGGGCUAAUAUCCAGAAUAUAUAAAGAUCUCAAGAACUUAAAUGGCAACAAGUCAAGUAAUACAAUUUAAAAAUGGGGUACAGAGCUAAACAGAGAAUUCUCAAUAGAGGAAUAUCAAAUGGCAGAGAAACACUUAAAGAAAUGCUCAACAUCCUUACUCAACAGGAAAAUGCAAAUCAAAAUGACCCUGAGAUUUCACCUUACACUCAUCAGAAUGGCUAAGAUAAAAAACUCAAGUGACAACACAUGCUGGAGAGGAUGUGGAGAAAGAGGAACCCUACUUCAUUGCUGGUGGGAAUGUCAACUUGUACAACCACUUUGGAAAUCAAUCUGGUGCUUUCUCAGACAAUUAGGAAUAGUACUACCUCAAGAUCCAGCUAUACCACUUCUAGACAUAUAUUGAAAAGAUGCUCAAGUAUACAACAAGGACAUUUGCUCAACCAUGUUCAUAGCAGCUUUAUUUGUAAUAGGUAGAAGCUGGAAACAACCCAGAUGUCCCUUAGUUGAGGAAUGGAUGCAGAAAUUGUGGUACAUUUACACAAUGGAAUGCUACUGAGCAAUUAAAAACAAAGAAAUCAUGAAAUUUGCAGGUGGGAACUAGAAAAGAUCAUCCUGAGUGAGGUGUCCCAGAAGCAGAAAGACAUACAAGAGAUAUACUCACUUAUAAGUGGAUAUUAGACAUAUAAGAUAAUCAUACAAAAAUCUGUACAUCUAAGGAAGCUAAUCAAGAAGGAGGACCCUAGGUAAGAUGAUCAAUCCUCACUCAGAAAGGCAAAUGAGAUGGACAUCAGAAGUGGGAGAAAACAAGGAACAGGACAGGAGCUUAUCAGAGAGGGCCUCUGAAAGACUACCCAGUAGGGUAUCAAAACAUAUCCUAAGAUUCAUAGCCAAAAUUUGGGCAGAGUGCAGGGAAUCUUAUGAAUGAAGGGUGAGCUAGAGAGUCCUGGAGGGAACAGGAGCUCCACAAGGAGAGCAACAGAACCAAAAAAUCUGGUCACAGGGGUCUUUUUCUGAGACUGAUAAUCCAAACAAGGACCAUGCAUGGAGAUAGCCUAGAACCCCUGCACAGAUGCAGCCCAUGGCAGCUCAGUGUCCAAGAGGGUUCUCCAAUAAUAGGAACAGGGAUGGUCUCUGACAUGAACUCAUGGGCUGGCUCUUUGAUCACCUCCACCUGAGGGGGGGGAGCAGCCUUACCAGUCCACAGAGGAAGACAAAGAAGCCAGUCCUGAGGAGACCUGAUAGAUUACGAUAAGAUGGAUGGGGAGGAGGACGUCCCCUACCAUCGGACUGGGGGAGGGGCAUAGGAGAAGAAGAGGGAGGGAGGAUGGGAUUGGGAGGGGAUGGGGGAAGAGGUUACAGCUGGGAUACAAAGUGAAUAAACUGUAAUUAAUAAUAAUAAUAAUAACACUUGCACAGCCUUGUAUUAGAGCUAUUCACAAUAGCCCUAUUAGGAAACUAGCCUAGAUGGAGAAAGAAACAUAGUGUAUACAUAUACAGUAAAAAAGAACAAUUUUGUGUCAUUUGCAAGAAGUUGUGUUAUUUGCAAGAAAAUGGAUGGAACUGGAGAUAAUCAUGUUAAGCUAAAUAAGCCAGAUUUAGAAAUAAAUAUGUCUGUCGUAGAAUCUGGUAUUUUAAAAAGACAUGAAAGCACCUGAGAGGAGAAAAGGAAACUGGGAAUAAGGGGGCAAAUCAAAGGAUGUUGGGAGUUGAAAAUCACACGAAGGCUUGAUAGUAAAAGUAACAUUGGAGUCUGAUGUUUGCAAACUGGAUGCUUUGUUAGCAGACAUAAAAACCACAGAAAUGAUUCAGGUGUGGGGGUGCAUGCCUGUAAAACCAGAACUCAGAGGCAGAGCCAGGAUGACCCUUAGUUCAAGGCCAGCGUAGUCUACACAGUGUAUUCUGGGCUACAGAGCAAAACGUUUUCUCAAAAAGUGACCCAUCAAGGAUAUCCAAGCCCAGACCAACAACAAUGAAACAAUUUUGUUGCUCACCUCUGCCAUAGCUCUUCAGUGACCAAAUGCUUUAGUCUUAGCAAAGUCAACCUGUCUUUGGGAUCUGUAAAUGCAGGCCUUGACUUCUUGUUAGUGAUGAAGCUCUCGAUGGCUUCUGUUUUAUCCAAAAAUCUCUUAUCCAGUGUGGCCACCUGCAUCACUUAUCUUAGCUCAAGUGUCCAGACAGCUUGCUUCAGAUAACACAGGAGUGUUUGCAUCCUCACCUUGCACACUUACAUUGUGGAGGUCUUUCUUUUUCUUACACCUCAGAGUCAAGCCACUGCUUUCCCAUCCCCAUCCCUCACGGGACCUUCCGAUGUCUGACCAUCACGUUGGAGAUGUUGUGAUACGGCAGAGCAUCUGGCCACUGAAGCUUUAUAUCAGCUAUAUAAGACUAUUUCUCUGCCAUUCAUAUGCUCACUGGAGUAGUACUUUGAGUUUCCUUCGAGAAGUUUUCCUUUGUUUUCACAGUAUGGCCAAAUUUUUGGUUGAGAAGCCUGGAUGUUGGCCUGUCUAGAGUUUUGACACACCUUGCUCACUAAGCCAAACCCUUUCUAGCUCUUAAUUUAACAUGAGAGACUUGUGACUAUUUUUCUCACUGCAUACUUAUGAGAGCAUGGUAGAGUUACUAACUGGUAUCAUCUCAAUAUUUCUGCAUUACAGAAAAUAGUGAAGCCCGAGGAGAGUGAGAAAGAUGGUACAAUGGCCUUUUAGUGGUACCGUUAGAAUUUAUACAUUUAUUGGUUAAGCUCUCUCUUUCAUAUGUCAUCCAUUUUGUGUUCUAUUAGUCAUUCCCUCCUCAAGUCUCUAUAGUAGCAUAAAAGAGCAUUAGUUCUAGAUCAGUGCCUCAGGCUUAAGAGUAAUAGGUUUGAAAUACUCUGAGAAUUACCAAAGUAAGGGGGCACAGAUACUUCACACAAGCACAGUGCUGAUAGACUUUCUUGGUUCCGGGUUGCUUUUCUUUGUGUUUGUGUAAAAAAAAUAGUCUCUAAAAACUGUAUUGAAGCAAGGAGAGCCUGGAGUAACACAUUAUAAUUGUUUUAGAAUGCAUGCAUAGAGUUAGAAGACACAAAGGGGAAGAGAAGACUGCUAGCAUUCCACUUUCUGUGAGCACAGAAAUGCUUCAGACUGUGCUGCUCCUCACCUCCAAUCAUUAUCUACAGUUGGCCUUUCAGCUUCGCAGAUGGGUUCAAUGACAACUCAUUCUUUCUAGCUUUAUACCAGUCAAGCCCAGGCUGGUAGCAGAAUACCACCCACUGAGCGGUGUCAGUGACAGGAAUUAUUCUUCACAAUUCCAGAGGCGAGACAGUCUCUUAUCAAGGUAGCAGCCCUUUUAGGUCCUUGUGAGAGCUCUGUCUCUGACUUGCAGACGCAGACUUAUUGACGUAGCCCCACAGAACCUUUGCUCCUGGUGUGUAGGGGGUGUCCCUUCCUUCUAUGGACCAAUACUGGACUGAGCAUAAUCCCUUAUGACCUCAUUUAACUAUUGUCUCCUUGGUUCUGAUCUCUAGUUAUGGGACUUAGGGGUUAGGGCUUCCAUGAGGUAAUUUUGGUUGGAUACAAACGAAAGGAUUGUUUCCGCUUCCAAUUUAAAAGUACAAGAAAUGAGCUUACAACCUAUCAAAUAAAGAAAACCACCACUAUUCCAAUGGUUUCAGGAUUUCUUUUAAACCCCCCCUCCCCCAAAGCCUUCAUGUGCCACAGCAGAAAGAGAGCCACUGGCACUGGCUUGGGCUUUUGAAACUUCAAAGCCCACCCUCACUGACACACUUCCUCCAACAAGGCCACACCUCCUAAUCCUUUCAAAUAGUGCUACUCCCUAAGCAAAUAUAAGAGCCUGAGAAGCCAUUCUUAUUCAAACCACCAAGGACAGUUUGUCCUAUCAUAGGGUUUUUCUAAAUGUCUGCCCCAAAGGAAUAGCUUAGUGCUAUUUCUGCAAAACAGAAAGUAAGUACUGAUGACAAGAUUUUUGAUAUCUGAUACCUGCAUGUGUAGUUCAAAGUUCUCCGAACUGUGUUGCAAAUUCCUGUCAGCCUCCACGAGGAGGUUCCUUCCUAAAGUAGCCUGAAGAGAGGAAUCCCUUGGUAACUGAAGUUUGACCUGCUUCUUUUGAUUUCCAUUCCCCAGUGCACUCUCACGUGAAAUGCUGGGAUUCCAGAUGGCAUGAUACAAUAAUGCUAAAAAACAAUUUCAGUUAAAAUGGCUCAGCUGGAGGCCGGUGCUCACAAAUCAGUUCAAGUCAGUAGCAGUUUGUUGAUGCAGUGAGAAUUCUUAGUGGUUUUGUUUUGUUUUUAAAAUUGUGAGGGAGUGCAGAAGAGUCAUGUUACCACAAGAGGGCAGUAUUGGACACAGAAAAAGAAGGAUAGCAUUUCUCUUGUAUCAGCAUAACUAGUGGGGAAGCCUGCCUCUUUGAACUCCUACACCACUGCUAAAGUACAGAUCUGUAAUGAGCAUGCUGUGCAUGCUUUAAUUAUUCAUUGAAAGAAUGAAGAGUUUAUGAGCAUCUUUUGAGUGCAAUCUGACUUAAUGGUUGAGAAAACUUUUGUAGGAAUUUGAUCUUAAUUUUUUCUUUAUUGUUAAUUUACGUGUAAAACUGUAUUUGUUAUGUGCAUACAUUAAAAAAAACAGUUAAAUGUCCUUUAAUAUUUGUUCUUUUUUUAAUCUUUAACUAUGUGUGCAUUUGAGUGCAGGUACCUUCAGAGCCCAGCAAAGAGUGGUUCAGGUUACCAGGAGCUGCAGCCACAGGUGUUUGUGAGCUGCCGGAUGUGGGUGCUGGGAGCGGAACUUAGAUCCUCUGCAGUGAGAGUAUGGGCUCUUAACUGAUGAGCCAUGUCUCCAGCCCCACAACAGGACAUUUUGGUGUAUUCAUACAUUGUGGAGUUAUUUAUAUUUAACGUGUGCUUUAAUUUGUGUGGAGAGCUGAGACUCAGACGCCACCAGAUGGCGCUGACAUUCCACCCUCAAAACUGUAAACAGCCUCCAGUACGCAUGCGCGAAUUGCGUAAGCACGCUAAACAUGCUGGGCCCAAGUCAUCAGGCGAGGUAAAGAGUGAACAGCCAAUCAGGGUAUUGACACGUCACUUAGGUGCGACCCGGGCUUAUAUAAACAGUGCCACAUCGGGGCUCCUCCCCUCCUCCUCCCCCUCUCCCUCUCCCUGCCCGGGGCUUGCCCGCUCCGGCCGCGGCCCGCGGGACGCCGCAGCAUCUCUCGGCCAAUGCCCGCGGCCCUCUCCUCUCCUCUUUUCAUCGUGUGACUGUAAUAAAGAUUUGUUGCGGGAGGAUCCUUGUGUCCGCGUGCGUUUCUGCUGGCGAGACGAUCACGCGGCUCCCAGCAUCUGGUGCCGAAACCGGGAACACCACCGGUACCGAUGAGAGUGCCCGUUCGCCGGGAGGGAUUCAGAACCGCAAUGUUGAGGUUUGUCCUGAGAGACAUGUUCAAUCUCGAUUUAUCUCGUUUCUCAUUUCAGCUAGCAGAAGCCCUUAUGGCCUUCCCUGCUGUGAUAGCUGCCAUAGUUCUUUUUCUUUUGGUUUCGUGCAAACUUGAGGGCUGCCUUGGAAGGAAAGGGAUUAGCAAAAGGCUAAGGGUAGGGGAGAUGCGAGACAACAUGCCAGAAAUAGGACGUGAAAAGAUUAGGGGCUCCAAUGGAUAGAAAUAGAGACGUCUCUAAGAAGAAAGGCCCUUCUGUGGAUGUUAAAGCCACGGAAGUGAGAGAUAAGGGAAAGAACGCCUUGGGAAUAAAAGGUAAAAGGAAAAGAAAAAACCCAAUAAAAAAGUCUCUUUAUCCAAUAAGAUUAAAAUUCCCGCUAAAUGCCUGGACGCAGCCAUCUUGGCUUUCAUCAGAGGCUUCCACGUGGCCGGUAACUGGGCGCAGCCAUCUUGGCUUUGGGAAAAAAUGGGCGGGACCUUGGGUAUAUCAUUGGUUUCCAUGUGGCCGGCGCCAUCUUUGAUUCAGGCAAGGAAGCCCGCCCCACGUGGCCGGCGCCAUCUUUAAUUCGGGCAAAGAGGCCCUGCCUCCCGUGUGCUCUUCACAUAAUUCAUUUAAAGAACUGGUGAUUGUUCAUUACAAAAUGUUUUUUAUGCUCUUUUAAAAAAAAUUCUAGCUAAUAGGUUUGGUAUGGCUAAAAUAAUUCUUACAGUUUAAAAUUGUUCUGUUAAGCAGUUAAUUUUAAAGCUUGUUUAAUCACUAAAAACUUUUGGUUGUGAGAAAUUAUAGAUGUUCCACAGUGUUUACUAUAUCAGCAACACCUAGUGGCUGUACUUGAUGUUGUCAGUCGCAGCUUGCUAAUGCUAGCACAUGGCCUGCCGCCAUGAUGGUUCAGCAAUAAAAAGCACGUGAAGCUGUAGUUUGGCUGCCAUGUUUGUUUAGGGUUUCCAGCUGAGUUCAGUUGCAUGUGGCCAGCCGCCAUACUGGUCCGGAGAUAAAGAGGGUAAAGCUAUAAGUUUGCCACCAUGUUGUUCAGGUACUGUUCAAUUUUAAUGUCGUAUCCUUUGUUGCAAAAAACCCUGCAACAAUGGGGAUUGCAUAUUGCCACUGAAAAGGUCCAAAUUUCAGAAGUAGGUUCCUUUCUAGGGACUGUUAUUUAUCUGGAACAAAUAGUUCCUCAAAAAAUAGAAAUUCACAGGGAUCAUUUACAUACCUUAAAUGAUUUUCAAAAAUUAUUAGGUGAUAUAAAUUGGCUAGGCCGUUUUUAAAGAUUCCUUCUGCUGAAUUAAAACCCCUAUUUGAUAUUUUGAAAGGGGAUGCUCAUAUUUCUUCACCCAGAGCCUUAACACCGGCUGCAAGCCACGCCCUGCGAGUGGUAGAAAACGCUUUACAGGAUGCCCAAUUAAAACAUGUAGAUGAAACUAAGACCUUUGACCUGUGUGUCAUUAAAACUAAACAUUUACCAACUGCUGUAUUAUGGCAAGAUGGACCCUUAGUGUGGGUUCAUCCCAAUGCUUCUCCUACAAAAAUUAUUGAAUGGUAUCCGGAUGCAGUCGCUCAACUCGCACUUCGUGGGUUAAAAACAGCCAUUACAUACUUUGGGAAGGAGCCAAAGUCUUUAAUAGUGCCUUAUACGGCUCACCAAGUUCAGGUAUUAACUGCUACCUCUGAUACUUGGGCGGUGCUAGUUACCUCCUUUAGUGGUUUAAUUGAUAAUCAUUACCCAAGACAUCCUAUUUUGCAAUUUGCUUUAACUCAGGAGGUAGUCUUCCCACAUGUAACGUCCCAAAAACCACUUCGGGAUGGACUGGUAGUUUAUACAGAUGGGUCAAAAACAGAAAUAGGAGCUUAUGUGGUUAAUAAUAAAGUUGUUUCUAAGCGAUAUCAUGAGACCUCGCCUCAAAUUGUGGAAUGUUUAGUAGUGCUAGAAGUUUUAAAAAAAAUUUCCAGGUCCUUUAAAUAUUGUUUCUGAUUCUAGUUAUGUGGUAAAUGCAACCAAAAUCUUAGAGGCUGCUGGAUUAAUUAAAGCGUCUAGAAAGAUUGCAAAAAUUUUUCAAAGGAUUCAGUUUGCCUUAAUUACCAGAAGAUCCCUUGUUUUCAUUACACAUAUUAGGGCUCAUUCCGGUCUACCGGGGCCCAUGUCCCAUGGAAACGACCUGGCAGAUCGAGCCACAAAGAUGAUUGCAUUUGCCCUCCUUUCAAAUUUAGAAUUGGCUAAGGAAUUUCAUAAAAGGUUUCAUGUUACAGCUGAGACAUUGCGUCAUCGAUUUGACAUAACUAAAAAAGAAGCUAGAGAUAUUGUUACCCAAUGUCAAAAUUGUUGUCAGUUCUUACCUAUGCCUCAUGUUGGGAUUAAUCCCAGAGAAAUCUGUCCACUACAAGUGUGGCAGAUGGAUGUUACCCACAUUUCAUCUUUUGGUAAACUUCAAUAUUUGCAUGUUUCUGUUGAUACUUGCUCUGGAGUUAUGUUUGCUUCUCCCCUGACUGGAGAAAAGGCAGCCCAUGUUAUUCAACAUUGCCUGGAGGCAUGGAGUGCCUGGGGAAAGCUCAAAGUUCUAAAAACUGACAAUGGGCCAGCCUAUACUUCUCAAAAAUUUAGACAGUUUUGUCAUCAGAUGGAAAUAACUCAUCUAACCGGUCUCCCAUAUAACCCUCAAAGUCAGGGUAUUAUUGAACGUGCUCACCGCACCCUAAAAUCCUACUUAAUAAAACAAAAGGGAGGCGUCCAGGAGGCUCUGCCCUCAGUGCCACGAGUGACCGUUUCCUUGGCACUCUUCACUCUCAAUUUUUUAAAUUUGGACAGUCAAGGCCAUUCGGCGGCUGAUCGCCACUGCUUAGGGCCUAAUAGGCCCAAGGAAAUGAUCAAAUGGAAGGAUGUCUUAACUGGUCAGUGGAAAGGCCCGGAUCCUAUCUUAAUAAGAUCCAGGGGAGCUGUCUGUGUUUUCCCACAGGAAGAAAACAAUCCAUUCUGGGUACCGGAGCGCCUCACACGGAAGCUCGUGACAGCUGAAGAUGAUCUUUCAACAGAUACACCUGCUACUGCUUAAAGAGUUAAGGGAGGUGACGAUGACCACUAAUUCUACUCGAGUGGAUUCAUUGCCCACGGAUGGCUUUACCCUGGGUUUCUUCUGCCUUUUCUUACUUUAAGAUUGGGUGGGGGUUGGAAUGUUUGGUGCAGUGCUAUGUCGUGGCUUAGUGUUUUUACUCUGGUUGUUCUGCAAACUCAAUACCCAAAACAAACGUGACUAUGUUGUAAUCGUGCAAGUACUAACAGCCUUGGAACAAGGAUCAUCUCCCAAAAAUUUGGUUAUCCAUGUUAAAAAAUUAAAACAGACUGUGACACUCAGUCGAUGCACCUCAGGGGUUUUACCCAUUGCACUGAGUCGAUGAGUGAUCCAAGUCUCAAUGUUUGCCUUUGCCUAAGCGGCUACGGUACCUAAAUAGGAGAAUGACAGCCCUUGCACUCCCUGGAAUUUUAUUCCAUUGCAUGGGAAUGGGUGUCACCUCCUUUUUUAAUCUUCUCCCUUAGCCCCGGCACCCAGAGGACUUGUCUCCAUUGCACCUGGUGGGGUAAGGGAGUAAUCUAAAGCUCUUGAUCGCUUACUCCCCAAAGAAGGAGUUCGCUUGAUCGAGCUUAGGGCCCUCUUGUACCGUGCUUAUAUAGGCUUUAAGGCAGUUUUCAUUUAUUAAAACAAAAGGGGGAUGUGGAGAGCUGAGACUCAGACGCCACCAGAUGGCGCUGACAUUCCACCCUCAAAACUGUAAACAGCCUCUAGUACGCAUGCGCGAAUUGUGUAAGCACGCUAAGCACGCUGGGCCUGAGUCAUCAGGCGGGGUAAAGAGUGAACAGCCAAUCAGGGUAUUGACACGUCACUUAGGUGCGACCCGGGCUUAUAUAAACAGCGCCACAUUGGGGCUCUCCCUCUCCUCUCCUCCUCCCCCUCUCCCCGCCCGGGGCUUGCCCGCCCCGGCCGCGGCCUGCGGGACGCCGCGGCGUCUCUCGGCCAAUGCCCGCGGCCCUCUCCUCUCCUCUUUUCAUCGCGUGACUGUAAUAAAGAUUUGUUG
Messenger RNA from Meriones unguiculatus (Mongolian gerbil), 15749 nucleotides. Its product is annotated as cytochrome c oxidase subunit 7A2, mitochondrial. The coding region runs from base 13823 to 14731 and encodes 302 amino acids. Gene Ontology annotation, biological process: mitochondrial respirasome assembly; regulation of oxidative phosphorylation; mitochondrial electron transport, cytochrome c to oxygen. Gene Ontology annotation, molecular function: RNA stem-loop binding; zinc ion binding. The record is from RefSeq and is a predicted model, not a curated record. The transcript has 3 exons. Lineage: Eukaryota; Metazoa; Chordata; Mammalia; Rodentia; Muridae.